AUGACUACCGCUACUGCUGUCUACCCCACCCUGGAGGAUCGCCCUCUCAAAGACACAAUUGUCCUCUUCGAUGUCGACGAGACCUUGAGCAAGGCUCGGCGUUCUGCCACCCCUGAGAUGCACGAAUUGCUCUCACGACUGCGACACAAGUGCGCCAUCGGCUACGUUGGCGGCUCCAACUACGUGAAACAACAAGAGCAGCUGGGUAAUGCCACAACUGAAGUUACCAGUCUGUUUGACUUUUGCUUCUCCGAGAAUGGUCUAGUCGCAUGGCGUCUCGGCAAGCCCCUCCAGAGCAACAGCUUCAUCCAGUGGCUUGGUGAGGACAAGUACCAGGCGCUUGCGGACUUCUGUCUUCGCUACAUUUCCAACGUCAAGUUGCCCCGCAAGCGUGGUACCUUUGUCGAGUUUCGCAAUGGCAUGAUCAACGUGAGCCCCGUUGGACGUAACGCCAGCGUGGAAGAGCGCAACGAAUUCGAGGCAUUCGACAAGAUUCACAACAUUCGCCGGGAUAUGGUUGAGGCGUUGAAGAAGGAAUUCCCCGACUAUGGUCUCAGCUACUCCAUUGGAGGCCAGAUCUCUUUCGAUGUCUUCCCUACCGGCUGGGACAAGACCUACUGUUUGCAGCACGUUGAGGCUGAGAAGGACAUCACUGGUGUCGAGUAUAAGACCAUCCACUUCUUUGGUGACAAGUGCUUCCCCGGUGGUAACGAUUACGAGAUUUACAUGGAUUCCCGCACUAUUGGCCAUGCCGUCGAGGGACCGGAAGACACCAUGAAGCAAUUGAAGGAGAUCUUCGAUCUUUAG
Penicillium diatomitis is the source of this 807-nucleotide messenger RNA. It is a transcript of the gene sec53, whose product is annotated as phosphomannomutase SEC53. Bases 1 to 807 code for a protein of 268 amino acids. The record is from RefSeq and is a predicted model, not a curated record. The transcript has 5 exons. Gene Ontology annotation, biological process: GDP-mannose biosynthetic process; mannose metabolic process; protein N-linked glycosylation. Gene Ontology annotation, cellular component: cytosol. Lineage: Eukaryota; Fungi; Ascomycota; Eurotiomycetes; Eurotiales; Aspergillaceae. Gene Ontology annotation, molecular function: phosphomannomutase activity.